UCAGCCUGCCCAUCAGCCCGCUCAUCAAACCACGAUGCCAAGGCAGCUUCAGUCGGGAUGAUUGGCCUGCCCGUCUGCUGCUCGGCUGAUGACGGGUCGCCGGGACGCGCCCUCAACCCUGAUCCCACGUUUGCGCAUCCGCGCAAUGGGGUCUGGACGCGUAUCACUGUCGUCGGCGCAUUUCCAAUCCUCUCCAUGGUGUUUUUAACCAAGCCACCAGCUCUCCUGCCUGCUGUCUCCUCCGUCCCCCCGCCAGAGCACAUCUCCCUCGACCCUCCCGCCGCCGCCGUUGCGCAAUGGAAGCCAUGCCCUCAUGCAAGCACUCGUACUUUGGCCUGCCCCUGCUGAGCACGGCCAAGCAUGCUCAGAGAAGAGACUCUCUUUCAUCCUCGAGAACCCGCGAUUCGGGCUACAACAGCGACCCCGACACGCUGUCGCCCCUGGAUGCCGUGGGCGUGGAUCACGAAUUUCUUCUUGCGCCUGUUCCAUGCGUGCCGAGCAUUCUUACCAACACCAAGGCUGCCCCGUUCAGACUUCACGGCCAUCCCUAUAGGUCAGGGGGGCUCGGCCGGCACAGCAUCACAAGUGACCCUGCCGGAGCCGAUGCGCAUCGGGCAAUCCCGCAUCCCGAAUUAGAAACCAUCACUCAUCACACGUCGGUGAAAAUUCUGGGAGCCCAGCAGGCCGCUCAGGGUGAUGAUGAUGUUGAUGAUAUAGAGCGGUGGGUAAACGAUAAUCUUCCGCUGCGCACUCAACCAGAGCAACGGUCGCUGUCCAUCAUCUCGCUGUCGACCACGAGCAGCUGCGAUAUGUAUACCAAUACCGACAUUAGCGAUGAUGAGCAUGACUAUCAACGGGCGUCUUUUGUCGCUCAGCCACCCAAAUCGACGCUCAAAGUCAUCGAGCUGAUACUCAGGAGAAUUGAAAUCAGUCUUCAGCAUGCCGCGUACAAGCAAUGCGCAGGGAAUAAUACCUCGAGCGCUCCAACUGCACCGUACAUCUCACUGGAUCAAAGCAGCCGCACUACAUCGCUAAGCACGGGGUCGAAACGAAAGUCGCGCCAGGAAGGGACUCCGCCGCCAGAUGACGACGAUGAAGGCAGUCCAAAUAAGCGGCGUCGCGGAUCAAUGGCAACCUCUGAUGAAUCCGAGACUGGCGUGCGGUUUGCGUGUCCCUUCUACAAACACGACCCGAACCGAUACCGCAACAGGCGUACGUGUGCUGGGCCUGGCUGGCCAACUGUUCACCGCAUGAAGGAGCACUUGUAUCGCUCACACGCCCAGCCAAUCUUCUGCCCCAUCUGCUAUGCGACGUUCAAGUCGGACAAGGACCAAUCGAACCAUGUGCGCUUGCAGCAGUGCAAGAGGUCGUCGCCACAGCAGAUUGAAGGCAUUGACAGAGAGACGGUGUGGACGCUGAGAAAGCGCACUACUGCGUUGAGGCUGGAGGAGGACAAGUGGAGGGACGUCUAUCAGACCCUGUUCCCAUAUGUUUCGCCUGAGGACAUCCCAAGCCCAUUCUAUGAUUGCGACUCUCCCAGUGAAGCUUCACGGCGAUUCCGCCGAGAUCUGCUUCGUCGCGUGCAGGAAGAGCUGUACUCUGAAGCCGCACAGAUGCCCAGUCCCGUCGAGCAGCAACUCCUGCAGCGUGUCGCUGAGAUUGUGCGGCGGUGCGAGCACGACCUGCUUCACCAAGCCCAUCCAUCCUCUGCUCCUAGCUUUACCACAGACCGACGUGCUAGCGCUAGCUCAAUAGGCAGCUCGUAUCAAGCCACACCCGCACCCAUGCUUAGUCCAGCACCCGUGCAGAGACCCUCGGCGUCUGCUCUGGCUUUCCACAACCAGCAAAUGCAGGGCCCCGUGUCUCUGCCGGAUACCAUGCAAUAUAUACCGGAACCCACGGUGGAGUUCUCGAGUGUAGUCUGGGAGGAUCAGCCCUGCAACCCGUUUAGUUUAGGCAUUGACUGGGAUGAGGUGUUUCUGUCGGGCCCGAGUAUGCAGUAUAGGAAUAGCGGCGAGCCUGUUGCAGCGCUCUCGAGACCCAUGUGGGCUUAG
Molecule: messenger RNA, 2054 nt
Organism: Exserohilum turcica Et28A
Lineage: Eukaryota; Fungi; Ascomycota; Dothideomycetes; Pleosporales; Pleosporaceae
Exons: 3
Coding region: 297-2054 (585 amino acids)
Source: RefSeq, a predicted model, not a curated record